Molecule: messenger RNA, 1493 nt
Organism: Nematocida parisii ERTm1
Lineage: Eukaryota; Fungi; Microsporidia
Exons: 1
Coding region: 1-1440 (479 amino acids)
Source: RefSeq, a predicted model, not a curated record
AUGAAGUGUAUGAGACAAGUGUAUGGUGCUUGCCAUCCACCCAACUGGAAUUUCUUAAACCUUAUAUUAAUAAACUGUUUUUUAUUAAACAAAGACUAUGGUACUAUGGUAUUUAUAAAUUUUAUUUUGAAAUAUAACAAAAUGUAUCGAAAUAAUACAGAGAGAAGAAAGCAACGCCCAAAUAGUAUUUUUAUGGAGACUAUUGAAGUAAUAGAAGAGAACUUAGAAAGUUUUGAUACGCUUGAAACGCCAAUUUCCGCCGAAUAUAUUAAAUUUAAAUUUGAUAUAGGGAAUUUAAAUAAUAGGUUGAAGAAGCUAGUAAUCCAAAUACGAGAUUACGUUCCAAAUUCUAUUUCUGUGCAUGAGUAUUUUUAUGGAAUUCUUCAUACGCUUAUAUCAGAUUCUGUGACAGUUGAGGUUACCUCAGAUGUAGAGGAGAAGCACAAAGAGCAUAUUUUAGCAAUUUUUAGAACUAUGCUAGAAGCGGAUAUUAUACUAAAGACUGUAAAAAGCAAAAGCUCGCUUUAUAAAAAAAAUAAUAACUCUCAAAUAUGUAACAAUGAGUAUGUGAAUAUAAUUAUAUCAGCAUAUAAUGAUUUAAAAUGCGAAAAUCUAAUAAUGGAUACAGCAAAAAAGGUUAAUGGAUUUUAUCAUAAUAUUAAACAACUACAUCAUAUAGACACAGACAACUAUUUAAAAUAUAUUAAUAUGAAGAACGCGCAUUCUAUCAUGUACAAUUUAUAUUUUUGUCCCACGUACAUAGCCAACUUAAAGCUGUUAAAAGGGCUUUACUUCAAAAAUCGUAGAAUGUCAAGAAAAGAAAAGGAACCAUAUAAACUAGAAAAGCUAUUCUUAAUGCGACCAGACGGUGAGUAUAAUUUAGACUAUAUACUGAAUCUACUUGUCAAAAAUAGAAAUAAUAUUAACAGGCACUAUUCAAGCAAGCUAAUAAAUAGUACAAUAAAGACAUUCUUAGAAGAGGACAAAAGACUUCUAAUGACGUUAUUAGAAAAUUGGGAUUUUUUAUCAAACUUUUUAUGCUCAUUGUAUAAAAUAAUUGAUAAAAGAGAAAAUAGUUUUAUUAUUAAUGAUAUAUGCAAGUUAGAAAAAUAUAGUCUACUCAAAAUACUUUCACCAAUGUCUAUUAUAAACUAUAAUGAAUACUCUGCAAGUAUAGAUGAAAUGGUGUCUAACGGAUUGGAGUUGAGUGAUGAAAAAUCAAAAGGAAAAAAUAACUAUAUCACAAAUACAAUACUAAGAUUAAAAAAUCUUAUAAAAUUACCGCCAACUGUGGUUAAGAUGAGAAAUAAAAAAGAAACUGCUAUAAAAACCAUAAAGAAAAAGGAAAGCAGGUUUUCAAAACUAGUUCCAUUUUUUAGUAUGUUUGGAUUAACAUCUGUUGCUGCUUUUACAAUCAAUAGUGUAGCAGAAAAUAGUUAACAAAUAAAAUAUUCUCUAUAGGCACAGCCUAUUAUUGCUAUAUAUUGUUGCCA